GUAUUUCUUUUAGUGAAUAGUUCAAUCAAGGAACAUACCAAGGCAGAUGUAUUAGAUCUAUUCCGGUUUGGUUCGGGAGAUCACUGUAUUUAAAUGUUUUAAAACCAUUAUUGGAAUCGAAAGUUAUGUUGAUAAAGAACUUCUGCUUGGUGAGAAACAUAAGUCGGCAGUUCAUUGGAAUCGAAGGCGUUCGGCGGCGGCACAUGUCAGCGGCUGCAGCAGUAACACAAAGCAAGCCAGUAAAACAAUUCAAAUUAAAAGUUCAAGGAGUACCGGAAAAGAUGCGUGAAAAUCCAAUUGUUAAAAAGAUUGAUACUCCAGAAUUUCGGAGUAUUUUCACAGCCGAACUUGAGACACUGGUGGAUUUGUUUAAAAAAUACAAUUAUGAAUUGCGCAUAGCAGGUGGAGCGGUUCGAGAUAUUUUGAUGAAUAUCAAACCCAAAGAUAUUGAUUUUGCCACAACGGCCACUCCAGACCAAAUGAAGGAAAUGUUUACAGCGGAAAAUGUACGAAUGAUAAAUACAAAGGGUGAAAAACAUGGUACCAUUACACCACGCAUUGACAAUAAGGAAAACUUUGAGGUGACAACAUUGAGAAUAGAUGUGCGAACGGAUGGACGCCAUGCUGAAGUGCAAUUUACAACCGACUGGCAAUUGGAUGCCAAUCGUAGGGACUUGACAAUAAAUUCCAUGUUCUUGGGCUUUGAUGGCACUGUCUAUGACUAUUUCUUUGGCUAUGAAGAUUUACAGAAACGUCGUGUGGUUUUUGUUGGCGAUCCGGCUGUACGCAUCCAAGAGGAUUAUUUAAGAAUUUUGCGAUAUUUCCGUUUCUAUGGACGUAUUGCCCGUGAAGCGAAUGCUCAUGAUGAAGCCACACUGGAGGCGAUACGCAAUAAUGGCAAUGGUUUGGCCGGUAUUAGUGGUGAACGCAUUUGGUCGGAACUGCAGAAAAUAGUUGUGGGUAAUUUUGCCGAGGACUUGGUUUUGCAAAUUGUCAAAUGUGGUUUGGCUCCCUAUUGUGGUUUACCCAAUGAACCAAAUAUAGAUGAGUUUAAGCGUUUGUGUGGUGCUCUAAAAGAUUUUGAAAAGCCCCACAAACCGAUAUUGCUAAUGACAUCCCUGCUAAAUUCUGUUGAAGAUGCCAUAAAAAUGCAUGAGAGAUUAAAAUUAUCGGCAUUUGAGAGAGACCUGGCUUUGUUUGUAACACAACACCGGGAUAAGGUGGACACGGAAUACACAAAACUAACAGACUACUAUAAAUUGUGUGUGCAACCAUAUACGAUAAAGGAAUAUGUGGAACAGCUCCUAAAAUACAAACACAAAACGGAAUUUUACAACAUCCUUAAAUCCUUGGUAAUUCCGAAAUUUCCCGUCACCGGUAAUAUGUUAAACGAACGUGGCUGUCCCAAGUCGAAGAAAAUGGGCAACAUUCUAACACAACUGAAAAUAAUAUGGGCCGAAAGUAGUUUCACCCUAAGUGCUGAGGAGCUACUGGAUAAACAUUUACCCAAGGUUUUGGAAAGCCUAAAAUCUCCCAUACAAUCACCCUCCAAUAAGAAAAUGAAAACCACAAAUUAAGAGCGAGUUAAGUUGGAAUUCAUUUAAGUAUUUUAAUUCAUUUGUUCUUUUUUGUUAUUCUAAUUUUUAUAGAAUAUUUGUAUUGGUCUCUUAAAUCCUUUUUCACAAUGAUCAGGUACACCCAUUAACUGCACUUUUGUAAAACCCACUUCGGAAGACAACAGAUACUCCUCAAAGUUGUUGGGGAAAAAUUUCAUAUUUUUGUAGUUUGUAAAUAUUUGUUCCUGUGAAAUGAAAGAAACGAAAUGAAUGCAAUUAAACGAUAAUGCUAACGAUCUAAAAAA
This is a messenger RNA of Musca domestica (house fly), 1861 nucleotides long. Its product is annotated as CCA tRNA nucleotidyltransferase 1, mitochondrial. Bases 126 to 1577 code for a protein of 483 amino acids. Gene Ontology annotation, molecular function: nucleotidyltransferase activity; RNA binding. The transcript is spliced from 2 exons. The record is from RefSeq and is a predicted model, not a curated record. Lineage: Eukaryota; Metazoa; Arthropoda; Insecta; Diptera; Muscidae. Gene Ontology annotation, biological process: RNA processing.